Molecule: messenger RNA, 7329 nt
Organism: Monodelphis domestica (gray short-tailed opossum)
Lineage: Eukaryota; Metazoa; Chordata; Mammalia; Didelphimorphia; Didelphidae
Gene: GRK5
Product: G protein-coupled receptor kinase 5
Biological process (GO): protein phosphorylation; regulation of signal transduction; signal transduction
Cellular component (GO): cytoplasm
Molecular function (GO): G protein-coupled receptor kinase activity; ATP binding
Source: RefSeq, a predicted model, not a curated record
AAACCAUCAGAGAGCCGGAGGGGAGGAGAAUGGAGUGACCGAGAAAUACGGAGGGUGGGGGGUGGGGGGGGAAAUUGUUGAGGGAGGGGGGGGGAGGGGGGAAAACAGAGGGAGGAAGAAGCCGCGGCUCUUCUUUAUUGAGGAGAAAAACUCAAAGGGAUAAAAAGGAAUCAUGCGGUAGGCAAAGAAGGCUUCCCAUUCUCAGCAGCACCUUUAGAAAUUGACAUCCCACUGCCGAACUGCUACCUUGCAAAGACUGCUACUGUCAAUGGAGCUGGAAAACAUUGUUGCCAACACUGUCUUGCUAAAAGCCAGAGAAGGGGGUGGAGGAAAGCGUAAAGGCAAAAGCAAAAAGUGGAAGGAAAUCUUGAAGUUCCCUCACAUUAGCCAGUGUGAAGAUCUCCGGAAGAUGAUAGACAGAGAUUACUGUAGUCUGUGCGACAAGCAGCCAAUUGGAAGACUUCUUUUCCGACAGUUCUGUGAAACCCGGCAUGAGCUGGAGUGCUGUAUUAGGUUCCUUGACUCCGUGGCAGAGUAUGAAAUUACACCAGAUGAAAAACUGGGAGAGAAAGGGAAGGAAAUCGUGAUGAAAUACCUCACCCCAAAGUCCCCAGCAUAUGUCACUGAAGUCAGCCAAGACCUGAUCCACCAAACAGAGGAGAAACUUGAACUGAGACCCUGCAAAGAACUCUUUUCGCACUGUGCAAAAUCUGUCCUUGACUACCUAAGUGGAGAACCAUUUCAAGAAUACCUGGAGAGCAUGUAUUUUGACAGAUUUCUCCAGUGGAAGUGGUUGGAAAGACAACCAGUGACCAAAAACACUUUCAGGCAAUAUCGAGUGCUAGGCAAAGGAGGCUUCGGUGAGGUCUGUGCUUGUCAGGUGCGGGCUACAGGUAAAAUGUAUGCCUGUAAGCGGCUGGAGAAGAAGAGGAUAAAGAAGAGGAAAGGAGAAUCCAUGGCUCUCAAUGAGAAGCAGAUUUUAGAAAAAGUCAACAGUCAAUUUGUUGUCAAUUUAGCCUAUGCCUAUGAAACAAAGGAUGCAUUGUGCUUAGUUCUGACCAUCAUGAAUGGGGGUGACCUGAAGUUUCACAUCUACAACAUGGGAAACCCAGGCUUCGAGGAGGAGAGAGCCUUGUUUUAUGCAGCAGAGAUCCUUUGUGGCUUGGAAGACCUUCACAGGGAAAAUACUGUAUACAGAGAUUUGAAACCAGAAAAUAUCCUGUUAGACGAUUACGGACACAUCAGAAUAUCUGAUCUGGGUCUAGCUGUGAAGAUUCCUGAAGGAGACUUGAUCCGGGGCAGGGUAGGAACAGUAGGAUAUAUGGCCCCAGAGGUCCUGAACAACCAGAGGUAUGGUCUGAGUCCGGACUACUGGGGCCUGGGCUGCCUCAUUUUUGAGAUGAUUGCUGGACAGUCACCCUUCAGAGGGAGGAAAGAGAAAGUGAAGCGUGAAGAGGUGGACAGGAGAGUCCUAGAGACCGAAGAGGUGUACUCUCACAAAUUCUCCGACGAAGCCAAGUCCAUUUGUAAAAUGCUACUAGCCAAAGAUGCAAAGCAAAGACUGGGCUGUCGAGAGGAGGGGGCUAUGGAAGUGAAGAGACACCCAUUUUUCAGAAACAUGAAUUUCAAGCGAUUGGAAGCAGGAAUGUUGGAUCCUCCCUUUGUACCGGAUCCUCGGGCUGUGUACUGUAAAGAUGUGUUGGAUAUCGAGCAAUUCUCCACAGUAAAAGGUGUCAACCUGGACCACACAGACGAUGAUUUCUAUUCCAAGUUCUCCACAGGAUCCGUAUCAAUUCCAUGGCAAAAUGAGAUGAUUGAAACUGAAUGUUUCAAGGAGUUGAACGUGUUUGGACCAAACGGUACUCUUUCACCCGACCUGAAUCGGAGCUACCCUCCUGAACCGCCAAAGAAAGGGCUGUUACAUCGAAUAUUCAAGCGUCAGCAUCAGAACAACUCCAAGAGUACUUCUAAUUCCAAGGCAAAUUUUAAUCACCACAUCAACUCCAACCAUGUACGUUCAAACUCUACUGGAAGCAGCUAGUUUCAACUCAAAUCUGGGAGCUGCAAAUGGGGCCAAGCCCUAGUCCUUCCACUUUAGAAACAGAGAUCCUGCCAACAAGAGCCUCCACCAUAGCUGAGUUAGGCCAAUGCUUCCACCCCUCCAAAAGCCAGAGAGGGGCCCUGUCCAAACCUCGGAAGUGGAGCCUCCAAUUUUCCUGAAAAAAUUCCCACUCAGGUCUGUUUUUCUGGAGGGGCCCUUGGACAGCUGGUGUGAUGGCACUGGGUCUCUGUAGAACAUUGCAAUAGAAAUCCAACUGAUAAGACGACUUGCACGUAUUUAAAUAGCAUCAUACCUAGAACUGAAUUUUGUCCUUAUUAUUUUUAAAGAAAAGUUUUGUAAAUUUCUCUAUUGUCUCAGUUUACAUUUUGUAUAUUUGUAUUUAAAUGAAAGUCAGACUUUGAGGGUGUAUAUUUUCUGUGCAGCAGCCAUUGUAAAGCCAUGUGUUUUAAGACAUUGAGGGGAAGGGGAGGGCGGGGGGGGGGGGAUUUUAAAAAUGUGACUCAAGACUUCCAGAGCCUCAAUUGAAAAUUUGUUGUUUUUAUUAACUUUAGAGAAUUACUCCAAUUUCACAUUAGCUAAUGGGUUAUAUUUCCAUACACACAUUUGAUGGCACAAUUUAUUCCUAACUAACUUACAUUUGUUUGUAUAUUUGAUUUAUAGCAACACUGCAUACAAUCUGUUAGUUUGUAACGUCUUGUAUUAAAUGCUUAAAAAAAAAAGGGCACACUUGUGACUUAACCCCAUUUGAGAAUUUCCUCCAUGUCGAGGCUAGGACCUGCUGGCACCAUUCAGAUUAGUGCCAGGUUUUUGUUUUGUUUUUUUCCAUAGAUCAUCAAAUAUUCGUGGUGGGAUUCAGGGUCCUGUUUUCCAUUCUCUAUCCCCUUCUCACAUUAGAAAUAGUUACCAGGGAGAGGAAGCAUCGUAAGGGCCUGGAAGACUUUGGGACAAUGGUCCCUGGGCAGAGAAUAUUGACUUUUGUACAGAAUGUGUCCUGACUCCUUGAUUGCAUUUAUUUCCUUGCAGUUUGGGUUUGAUUUUUUUAAAGGGAAAUGUAAGAAUGAUAAGGAUUGAAGGAAAUUCCAAGUGUCUUAAAACUCUUAUAAAUAAAAAGAAGCCUAGAUAUAGGAGAAGUCUGUAUCUUCCCUAACAUUUGGUUGAGAAAUUUAAAGACAAAAAGGAAGCUUUCCUGAAACUUUUCAGUGCCUCUGUAUGUAACAGGGUUUUCUCAAGUGGUGUCCUAAAGAGAAGGAAUAUAAUAGUCUAGAAUAAAAAAAAUAUCAAACUAGACCUUUCAUAUAAAUUCCUCCUGGUUACUAGUGACUAAAAGGGUCUCUAGUUAGAGGGUCCAGAAGAUGGGGAUGCAGGUAAAUAGGCAAAGAUCAGGCAGAAGUUGACUUCCCUGGUUCCUCUGGGCCAAAAUUAACUGGCUCAUGGAGAGCACGAGUGGCCAAAAUGGAAGCAUGGCAUUUGAGAGGCCAAACAAAGGCAGUUCUGACAGGAAAAUAAGUAAAGGUGCCAGCCAUUCUCUGUAAGGAUGUCUUUCAGCUUUUUAAGGUCAGACCAUAGGUUUGAAAGAAAUAAAGGCCUUCCAAGAAUCUGAAAAUGUAAGUUAGGAAUGUAGGGGGGUAAGCCCAGAUAGGAUCCACAGACCCAGAUCAUGUAAAAGUCCUCUGGAGAUAGUUCCUGGGUCAGAGGAUUGAAGGAUAAAAACAUACAAUUGUAAGAAACUUCAGAGGUCACCCAGACCCACUCACACACUUCAUAGAUGAGAAAUUCAAGGUCCAGAGAUGUUAAGUAACUUGUUCAGGGUCAUAUUUCCUUAUAGGGGAAGCAGAUAUUUCCAUGUAAAGAGUUUCAUCCUUAACACUGGGUUCCCAUCUCUCUUCCAAUGAGGACACAUUGAACAAAUUAUCCUCCUCUCAUACUAGCACCCCAAGGUCUCCCAACUAAGAAAAGUAAUCAAUGGAUUGGCCUGGAUCUCCUCAAGCCGUGCCAGGCACUUGCUGCCACCAUUUUCCAUGGUCUUCUGUAUUUCUGGGCUGUGGUUUAGUGGAUUGACAAUGUCUGGGGAGAAGAACAUUCGCAGCUUACUUUCUUUGAGUGAAUCAAAUAAUAGUGGAGUGAAUUUUUAGAGAGAAGCAUCUUGUGAGAAUUAAAUCCACAACCUAAUUUCAUAAUCAUAGAAUGUUUGAAUUAGAAGAGAUUAUAGCUAUUAUCUAGUUCAACUCUUUCAUUUUAUAUGUGGGGAAACUGAGGUCUGGAGAGGAAAAGGUACUUUCCUUGAAUCUAGCAAAUGGUAGAACCUCACCCUUAGAUGCCAAGCUCUGGUACUGUGCCUUUUGGGAAGUAUACAUAUGCUAGAAAUGGAGAUAGAAAAUUGAGAUGUAUAAAUUUGAGGUGGUUUUACAAUAAAAUAGAUGGAUGGAAACAUUUUAAUUUCCCUCAGAUGCCUUUAAUCUACAGUAUUAAUUUCUGAGUCCAAAUAUCUCCUGGACCUGAUUCUGGGCUAAUUGGCCAUCCAAUUUCCUUGGGUCAUGUUGGAGGUAGAUACUACCAUCUAUAUUUGGCAUUUUGCCAAGGAAAUGGAAAUACCAUUGCAUAACAGUAUUAAGUCCCAUAACUUCUUGCUGGUCUUCCUUCUUUAAGGCAGAAGAGAAGAUUGUUCUGUAGAAGCCAUUAGCCUAAAGGACCAUGUAGCCAUUCUGACAUUAAGAAUUCCUCUCUACCCAAUCUACUGGGACUCAAAAGUCUUAUCUGUGGAUUAUCAUUGGGAGAAAAUGUUCAUGCCACAAAGAGAAUAUAGUAGUUGUUUUCAAUGUCAAAACUCCACACACUGAUUUUAAAUCCCCCGGGGAACAUUCAAGGCUCCCAUUGUUUUUCUUUUGGUUUUUAUGGUCCUUGGGUCACUUGCACUAUAGCAAAACACGGGUCUCAACAUUGAUUCCUAGAGAGACUUGAAGCUAUUGCUCUCUUGUUAUAACUGCUAUUGAUGAUCACAAGAGUUGCAGCUGAACUCACUUUGCUGCUAAGAUUCCUGAAUCAUUUGAGCCAAAAGGUCAGUGCCCAGCUGUUACAAGAGAGCACCUCAUUAAAGUAAUGUCCAAGGGACUGUCCUUUCAUUUCACUAACUUCAGAAAGUCCCUCCCCUACAAGCUUCAUCUUCUACAUCUAUUUUAAGACCCCCAAAAGUGGUUAUCUGUCCAGAUAUUUUUGGAUGAUCUGAGGUUUUUAAAAAAGCCAAAUCAUUUGAGCUCGACGAGGAAGAAUUCCUCUUUUUAAGGAUGAUGUUUUGUGCACAAUUAGUCAAUAGACAUAGUGCCUUUUAGGUGAGACCCAAGGAGUGGGCCCCAAGUUAUACAGAAACUUUCUUCACUUUGUCUGCUCCUGCCUUCAGUGAGACAGUGGCUGUCCCUGAAAUUAUCAUCAUCAUGACCCAUUAUUGAGUUUCUUCACUGGGCCUGGGGAUCCCUCAAGAUACUGAAGUCACCCACCUCCCACACCACAUAUCCUAGGAGGCAGUUCCCCAAAUAGACAGGAACACUCUUUCUUUUUUGUCAACGUUAAAAGAAAAAUACUGAGGCAGGAAGAGAAGGGAAUAAGCAUAUUAAACACUUCUUAUGUGCCGGACACUGUGCUAAGUACUUUACAAUAUUAUCUCAUUUGAUAAUUGGAGCUGCAAAACUUUGCACAGAUUUCCACAAAUACUCCCUUGAUUCCAUGCCAUCCUCUACUGCAUUUUGAGUAGCAACAAGAAGAUGCAACUUUUCUAAGUUGUUUUGCUCUUUGCUAAUGGGAAUAUAGUCAUUCCUGGUUUGGGGGUGGGGUUGGGUGGUAUGGUGCUGCUUACACUAGAGCAACACCUUACAGGGUAAUAAUGCAGGGACAGAUUUUGCCUCAGGUUCUGGGUGCAUGCAAAUGAAUAACUCCACUGGCUUCAGUGGGUGCUGCUUGGGAACAGAGUUUGACCUCAGGUCCUUAAAAUUUCAUUUGGAAUCCCAAGCAUCUUGAGUGCCUCCCCUCUGAAGACAAGGCAGCCUUUUAGGAGACCAGAAGUUCCUAUACCUUGCUUAAGUGAUUAUCAAGAAAUAUCCACAGUGUUGAAGUUCUUCCUCUAUCCCCAACCCCCUCUUUUUCUGAAGAAGAACCCUCUUUUUCACAUUUCUAAAUCUUUUCCUUUGCCACAUGUUGGUCAUAUGAUCCAUCCAUGCCAGAACCCUUCUAGAACAUGACCAAACCAACAGUGAACCACACUUCUUAGGCAUAUCAGCCUUGGGUUGGGGCCAUGCCAAUCUCCCUUGGCAAGCAGAACAGAAGAAUCAAGAUCUUGGUGUCCCCAGAUUAUAGGAGGAACAUCUUGUCUCUUGGCAAGGUGGCCCCCAAGAAAUCUUCACUAACUAAUGAUAAACACAUAAUAUAUCCUGUCCAGGUAAUUUUUGUACUUACAUCUCCCUCCUUACUUCAUGGCUUCUUGGUAGCUUCAGAAAUCAAAUGAGCAACUGAAUGUGUUCUCCUUGAAUUUGUUUUCAAACUGAUUCACACUGGUGUGACUUAACAUUUUGACCUUUGCUUGGGAAGAUGAAGAUGAAGAAUGUACAAAUUUAUUUGUGCAAAAUUCAUAUCAUGUAAUUAGGUCAUGAAUGAUGGUCUGUUUUCUUCCACAAGCUUCUCUCACUUGGACAGAUAAGCUUUCUUUACCUGCUUAAACAGACAGUCAGCCCACCCCAUUUAAAUACCAACAUUGCAGAUUCACACUCAUACCCAAGGAAAUAAUUCCAGUUUAAUUUUCAAAACCUGUUUUACUGUGGUCAAGAUGUGUACAUAUUUGGAAAUGUUGUGCUUUCUCCAAGAGGGAAAGGGCUUUUCCAAAGGAUUUAAAUGUGACUAUUAUGAGUCAGAAAAUCAUUUUUGUAAGCACUCCAAAACAAAUGUUCUUGGUUGGAACAGUUCAUGGUUUUUGGUCUUGUUUUAAUAAUAGUGAUAAUAAUAAUAAUAACAACAAUCAUCAUUCCAGCAUCUUAAAAUUUCUCUCUCUGUGUCUGUCUGUCUCUUUCUCUUUAAUUUUCCCUGGAAGGUUUUCACACUGUCUGAUAAAACUAGCUUUGUUUCUUUCUUUUUUUUUUUUUUGGAGAUAGUGGUUUUUAUGUUCCCUGGCUGCCCUAAUUCUCUGUACAUUGUCUAAUAAUGUCACAGUGCUGCUGUAUCUAGAUCAAACCACUGUUUUGUUUUGUUUUGUUUUUUUAGAAAAUAAAUUCCUUAAUUUAAAAAGA